This is a messenger RNA of Dendrobium catenatum, 430 nucleotides long. Its product is annotated as probable amidase At4g34880. The record is from RefSeq and is a predicted model, not a curated record. Lineage: Eukaryota; Viridiplantae; Streptophyta; Magnoliopsida; Asparagales; Orchidaceae.
UCCAAAAAAAUAAAAAAAAAAUUCUUAUAAAUUGAGCCACACCACGAAGCAAGAACAAACGUACCAAAGCUUCUGCUCUGCACCAAAUGGCUUCUUCCAUCCCCUUAUCCCUUCUCCUCCUACUCCUCCCCCUCACCACCGCCGCCGCCUUCAACUUCAAAGAAGCCACAAUCUCCCAAAUCCAAUCUGCCUUCGCUAAAAAACAAUUAACCUCCCGCGAACUAGUUCUCCUCUACCUCGCCCAAAUCCGCUCCCUCAACCCCCAACUCCACGCCGUCAUCGAAAUCAACCCCGAUGCCCUCUCGGCCGCUACCAAAGCCGACGAUCGACGCCACCGCUGCCCAGGCCACCGCCCCCUCACCCCACUGGAUGGCAUCCCCAUUCUCCUCAAAGACAACAUUGCCACCCGCGACCGCCUCAACACUACCGC